GUUAUUGAUAACAAACAAGAUGAAUAACGUCAAUGUUAUAAUAGUAAAAAUGCGAUCGAAAUCGAGCAAAAAUGGGAGGAGGAAAACACGUAUAUGUUUUAAGCUUAAGUUGUCUAAGACCAGUCGUUUUGGAUUCGUCGAAACGUUCAAAUUAUGACGAGGAUUACUUUUUUGUUGCUCGUUCACGCGUUUAGUGCGACGCAUUGCGCAAAUAUACUUGGUGUCACUAGUCUAAUAUCGCACAGUCAUCAUAUAUGGAAUGAAAAAUUGGCGGAAGGAUUGUUGAAAAAUGGACACAACAUUACGCUGCUAUCGCACGAUAAGGCCAAGAUCAAGCACUGGAAUUACACGGUCAUUCACCUCGAAGGUGGAUACGAGAAUAUUCAAGAACUAUUCAAUUUCGAAGAAAGCUUUUCUCAACCGGAGUCGUUAGAUAUCCCCAAUUUCUGGAAAAUGCUUGGUACAGUAUGCGCUCACGACUUAUCUACAGAGGGUCUAAAAACCCUAAUGAAAUACCCGGAGGACUACAAAUUUGAUUUGAUCAUAUGGGAUUUAAACGCCGGCGAAUGCCUUUACCCAUUAAUUAAACGCUUCGGAAAUCCACCGGUCGUUGGGGUAUCGCCAUUUGGAUUACAGCCUUACAUCAGUCACAUGAUGGGACAUCACUAUUUCAAUUACAUCCCGUUUUACGGUACAUCAUACUCGGGUCGAGCCAUGUCCUUCUGGGAUCGUCUCACGAAUACAUUUUCCAUAAACUACCUCACCUACCUGAGAAUCAAUUCUUACUUACCGAAGAUGCGGAUGUUAGCAAAAGACCAUUUCGGAAGCUCUCUAACAGAACCACCGGUGGAAGUUGAAAGGAAUUUUUCUUUAGCAUUGGUGAACAGCGAUGCAAUCUUUAAUUUCCCCGAAGCCGUUGCGCCGAAUAUAAUUUCCGUCGGAGGAUUGCACAUCGAACCGGCUAAGUCCAUUCAGAAGGACUUGAGGAAGGUUUUCGAUACAACCCACGGCGUUAUACUCUUUUCUCUCGGCUCCAAUAUCCAAGCCGAAUUUCUUAACAAAAAUAUGAUGGAUCAUUUCAAUCGCUGCUUCGAAACGCUUCCAUACACCGUCAUUAUGAAAUUCAAUAAUACGCAUCACAGAAAGUUUCCGAAGAAUGUAAUUACAAGACCUUGGUUACAAAUCAACGAUAUUUUGGGCCACCCGAAAACGAAACUUUUCAUUUCGCAUGGAGGAGCUUUGAGCACGCAGGAGGCUAUGUACCAUGGCGUGCCGAUAAUUGGAAUGCCUUUCUUUAUAGAUCAAAUUGGAAACAUUGCUAAACUGGUGGAGAGGAAAAUCGCCGAGAAGCUGGAAUUCGACAAGCUUUCGCCGGAGCAUAUCUGUCACAAGAUCACGACCGUGCUUGAAAAUUCCAAGUAUUAUGAGAACGUGCAAUUAAUUUCGAAAAGAGCCAAGGAUCAACAGAAUACACCUUUGCAGAGGGCCGUGUUUUGGAUUGAAUACAUUCUGAGGAACGGUGAUGGGGAACAUCUUAGUUCGGCGGCUAGAGAUAUGUUUACAUUUCAGACCCUCAACUUUGAUAUACUUGUCUUUGUUGCCGUCGUAAUUGCAACCGCACUAGCUCUAAUUAACUUAUCCUGCACCAUCUUUCAAAAGCAGAGAAUCAAAUUUAAGGUCGGCUGA
Messenger RNA from Nicrophorus vespilloides, 1686 nucleotides. Its product is annotated as UDP-glucuronosyltransferase 2B9-like. The transcript has 4 exons. Bases 154 to 1686 code for a protein of 510 amino acids. Gene Ontology annotation, molecular function: UDP-glycosyltransferase activity. Lineage: Eukaryota; Metazoa; Arthropoda; Insecta; Coleoptera; Silphidae. The record is from RefSeq and is a predicted model, not a curated record.